Molecule: messenger RNA, 3821 nt
Organism: Astyanax mexicanus (Mexican tetra)
Lineage: Eukaryota; Metazoa; Chordata; Actinopteri; Characiformes; Acestrorhamphidae
Gene: nol8
Product: nucleolar protein 8
Exons: 17
Coding region: 119-3643 (1174 amino acids)
Molecular function (GO): RNA binding
Source: RefSeq, a predicted model, not a curated record
CUGUGCGGAACUACAGAUGCCAUGUGUGGUGUAGUAGUGAGGACUCGUUUUCCUGCAGCACAGGGCUGUGGGCUCCAUGUGAGGAGGUAGAAGUUACAGACGUAUGUGUGUUUGAAACAUGAAGCGACUGUAUGUCGGUGGCCUCAGCCACACAAUAUCUGAAAAGGAUCUCCGAGAUCGAUUUGGAAAGUUCGGAGAGGUAUCUGAUGUGGAGAUUAUAACCAGGAAGGAUGAAAAUGGAUCUCCUCUGAAGACAUUUGGUUAUUUCAAUAUAAACACUUCAGAUUCUGAAUACAAAAGAUGCAUGACUGUGUUGAACAAGUCAAAAUGGAAAGGUGGCACAUUACAGAUUGAACUGGCAAAGGAAAGCUUUCUACACAGGCUUGCUGAAGAGCGUCAGAAAGCAGCCGAGAAGGCUCAUACACCGAUAACCGACCCCCAGGAUAAACUAGUGAAGUCUUUCAAAGCAGCUGGAGUUGAGAACUUCCACAUGAAAGCAGCUGUUCCAGGAACUGAAAUCCCUGGGCACAAGAAUUGGGUCGUGAGCAAAUUUGGAAGAGUCCUUCCUGUCCUUCAUCUUAAAUGUGAAGGGAAAAACAAGGUUAUUAAAUGUGAUCCCUCGAAGCACUGCCACAACAUUAAGAAACUGGACAUGGAUGAGGGCGUCAUCACUCCAGUGUCCAAACUGACAUGGCAGGUAGACGGUGGAUAUGACGAAAUCAGCAAAAAGAGGAGAGGAGAUUUCCCACCUCAGAAGAAAUAUCCGAAGAAGAUCAAAACAGAUCCAGCUAUAUAUGAUCUUGCUGAAAUAAUUAGUGAGAAAAGCAGUCCAGCGAAGAUUCUGGGACGUGAAAUUAAUUCUGCAAAGAAGUCUGUUCGUGGUUGGGACAGUGAUGUGGGCUCGGAUGAUGAAAUUAGGAUGCUGGUUGCACAGGAACGUUCAAGAACCCUUAAAACAACAUCCACUGAAGAGAACGAGGACAAUUUGGAAGUGGUUGGAGAUGAUUUUGUGGUGAAGUCUGAUAUGUUCUGGGGUGGAGAGAACGGUCUGAGAGCACAAGUAUCUUUGAAAUCUAAGGAUGAUGAUGAAUAUGACUCGGCAGACACGGACGAAAUUCUUACGAAGACCAAAACCCCAAGCAAAGCUAAGGAACUAAUGAAGUUUGGUAAAAAUUUGGUUAAUCAUGGUGGAGUUAAAAAGGUCAAGAAGAAGGCUGGAGACUCUCCACAGCCGGACAGAGAGUCAGAUAAUAGCGCUAAUAGUGAUGAGGCCGAUAAUAAGGACGAGUCUUCAAGUGAAAGUGUCGAGUCUGAAUAUGAGGCAAUGAUGGGUAACUGCUACAGGUUGGAUCUGUCUUUAGCGGAUUUGGAGAGUCUUGCCAAAAAUGCUGAAGAAGCUUCAGACGAUGAAGGGAGUGACGAUUCAGUAAGUGAGCCAGAAAUUCAGCCAGAAAGAUCUUCGUCCACUUCCGAAAAAAACAUUUCAAAAGCUGCGUCAAAAAAGGCUGGCCAUAAUCCGGAAGAUAUCUUGGCAUACCUCUUUGGACCUGAUGUUGACAGCAAGGAAAACAAGAAAAAAGCUCAAGUCAAACCAUCAACAUCAUCUCUUCCAGCUUUUAUCGGGACUAAAGAUCUUUUCGCUUCAAGUACAGCAACCUUAGCCUCUGGUCUUAAAAGACCAGCAGACAGACUAGACUCUGGAUCUGGAGAGGAACCCAAAAGACUCAAAGAAGGCUCCAGAACAUCUCAGAAGAACAGUAAAGAUGAGCCGUCCAAACCUUCAGAACUUCGAGACUUCAAGAAGUCAGCCUCUGUAGAUCCAAAAUUGGAAAACAAUGUCCAAUCAUCUGACAGUUCCUCAUUGGAAUCAAGUCCGUCCAGUGAGGAGAUGGAUGGCAGUAAGGAUUCUGCAUCCAAAUAUCAGAGAGUGACCAUACCUUCACCCCAAGUGGACUGCUCAUCUACUAACAGCAGCCGUGCGGUCAAUAAUGACGAGGACGCUGAAUGUAUCUCUACUGGCUUAACCUCCAAGAUCUUGAAUGCUAAACCUGCUACAAAUGCCUGUUCCUCAUCCAGUGACUCCUUAUCUGCAGAGGAUUCAGAGACGAGUGACGAAGAAGAGGAAGAUGAUGAGGACAAGGAGGAUGAACAGGAUAAGGAGGAAGCUAAUGUGGCAGAACCAAAAAUCAUAAAAAAAACGGACAUAGCUGGUUUUAAACAGGCCCAUGACAAUGCAGCAUCACGCACAAGACCAUCUCCGCUGUCGGUUCCAGAUGCAGUCAAGCAGCAGCAAGACAACGAGAAGCGUCUCGCAGCUGUGGAGGAGAGGAUGAAGGAGGCUGAGCAACAGAAGAAGCUUAUACAAGGAGCUCUUUCUAAACUGGACGACCCAAAAGCAAACAAAGGAAAGCACAUAGUGUUUGAUUCGGAUGACGAAGUUAGCGACGAUGGAGAAACUGCCACACCACAAAUAAAGAAGAGCCUGUUUGCGGACGAAUCUGAUGAUGAAGGCGGCGAUGGAUCUGUAGAAAAAGGAAGCCUCAAACAAAAGGAGAGCAAAAAAGUAGGUGGCAACAAACUGUUUGACAGCAGUGAGGAUGAAGAUGAUGAUGAUGAUGAUGUUGCAGAGGAUGAUCGAUUCCAGAUAAAGCCACAGUUUGAAGGGAAAGCUGGACAGAAGCUUAUGGAGUUACAAUCCAGGUUUGGAACAGAUCCGAGAUUUCAGCUGGAUGCCAGGUUUCUUGAAGACGAUGGCCAAGCAGAGCAACAAGAUGUAGGAGCCAAAGUGUCCGAAGAACAGGAGCUGGAUGAUGAGAAAAAGAAAAACCUGGCUAUCCUGCAGAGUGUUGUUAACAUCUGCAUUCAGCCGAGGACCAGUAAAGAGUUUACCAAAGGCAAGACCUUUAGGGACAUGACAUCUUUGCAUUAUGAUCCAACAAGUGAGGCUCACUCUGCAUUUGAGAAAAAGACGGAAAAGCCUGAAAAAGAAAGUAAAGCUGCAAGGCGAAAGAAACGAGAAGAGGCGAUGAAGCUUCCAGAGGUUUCAAAGGAGAUUUAUUACGAUGUGGCUUCAAACCUGAAAGAGGUGUUUGGGACAACAACAAAAAAGCCAGAUGAAAAGGAGGAACUUGCGUGGGACAAAGAAGAAGAUGAGCAUGAAGAUGAAGAAACCGGACAAGAUGCCCAGUUAUUGUCUGGUUUGUCAAAGAGUGAAGAAGACUCAUCCAGUGGUUUUAAAUUCUCUUUCUUUGGUGAUGAUUCAACAGCUGAAACUCCUAAGAAGAUAGAUGAAUAUAAAAUUGAGACUCUGAAAGGGGCCAAAGUGUCCUGGCAGGUGGACCCUCGUUUCCAGGAUAGCAGUUCUGAUGAAGAGGAUGCGGAGGAGGAGGAGAAGAAGGAAGAGGAAAAUACGGAUCAAUUAGCCUCCACCAGCACAGCAGCUGUUGAGCCAACCACCAGAAAAACCUUCUUUUUUUAUGAAGGGGACAUACGGUUAAUUGAGGGCCCGAGACUCUUCUGCAGACGUCAGAGACUGGAGGAAACAAGACAAGCCUGGGAGGAAGUAAGAACGCAACUCAGACAGGACGUUAGAAAAAUACACAGGGAUGCUGUCAGACAAAACAGAGUAAGAGUGAAAAAUUAAACCACUUGCAGACAAGGACAGCGUGCCGUGGACUUCAGGUGUAUCAUAAAGGAGACAAACUGAACUGAAUUGCUUUCAUACCUGUGAUUUGAUCACAGAAUGUGCUUAAAUUGUUUAUAUUUAUGAUUUAACGUCCUGUCUUUUCUGUGUAAAUAAACUCCACAUUUUCUCCACUAGA